GUGUGUGUGUGAGAACAUCAGACAUGUCGCUGGUCCUGCUCGUCCUGCUGCUGCGUCACGCUUCCUCGGAGGGAGUGACCCACUUAUUCAGACGGCGCGGUGAGGCCAUCCUGCUGACCUCUGACGCCCUGAGGACGAGGCGCACAGACAGUUACGACUUCAGAUGGAAGAGGUCAGACCAGCUGAUCCUCCGGCAGGGCAACGUGACGAAGGCUUGUGUCCCGCCCUGCGAGCUGAGGGUCGACGGCUCGCUAAGCCUCAGCGGCCUGCAGAGCGCCCACAGCGGCAACUACAGCCUGGACGUCUACAGCGAGCGGGACGGCAGGCUGCUGCAACACAAACACUUCGUGCUGACGGUGCUGCAGCCGGUGUCCAGGCCCGAGCUGAGCGCCUCCUGCUCUCUGGGCGGUCGAGUGCAGCUUCAGUGCCAUGUGCAGGAUGGCGAGCGAGUCCGAAUCCACUGGAUCCACACAGCAACCACAGGUUCGGCCAAUCACAGUCUGCCGCUCCGUCCCGCUCACUCUCAUUGGGCCGGCUUGUUGCUAGGCAGAAAAGUGAAUGGGAGCAUCUGUGUGGCGAGUAAUGAGGUGAGCGAGGAGAAGAGCGCCCCCGUUCACCUGGAGUGCAGAGUUGGAGGGUGA
Myripristis murdjan (pinecone soldierfish) is the source of this 641-nucleotide messenger RNA. RefSeq lists its product as uncharacterized. The transcript has 5 exons. Gene Ontology annotation, cellular component: membrane. Bases 24 to 641 code for a protein of 205 amino acids. The record is from RefSeq and is a predicted model, not a curated record. Lineage: Eukaryota; Metazoa; Chordata; Actinopteri; Holocentriformes; Holocentridae.